Chaetomium strumarium is the source of this 1454-nucleotide messenger RNA. RefSeq names its product glycoside hydrolase. Gene Ontology annotation, molecular function: polygalacturonase activity. The transcript has 3 exons. Gene Ontology annotation, biological process: pectin catabolic process. Lineage: Eukaryota; Fungi; Ascomycota; Sordariomycetes; Sordariales; Chaetomiaceae. The record is from RefSeq and is a predicted model, not a curated record. The coding region runs from base 331 to 1413 and encodes 360 amino acids. Gene Ontology annotation, cellular component: extracellular region.
AAAUCAUUUCGCGUAGACGCCUGCGAAGUGUCGUCUUCCGGUCGCCUCCUGACCGUGUCCACCUGGAAGAUGGGGCAGUGGUACUCCAGUCUCCGGGCAAUAUUCGACGCCGAGCUUGGGGAAUGGAGGGUAAAUCGACCCAGCGAUGUGGAUUCGAGGUUCGAGGAUGCUAAGGGGGAGUAGCUGCCCAUCGUCUAUAAGAUCGCCAGAUAUGUAAAUAAUAAGUCAGGCCAAGCUCUGCCGAGUUGCCUUAGCUGCGUCCUUCCCGCUCAUCUGGAUUUGUACCGGUACAUUCGUUUACAUUCACAUUUGUGUCAUUCGUUAACAGCCAUGAUUCCGUCGGUCCUCAUUCUUUCCCUCGGCGCCCUGGCGGCGGCCAACCCGCUCCCCGCCAAGCGCGCGAGCUGCACCUUCACCGACGCUGCGUCUGCCAUCAGCGGCAAGAAGAGCUGCAGUACUAUCACCCUCAAGGACAUCACAGUCCCCGCCAAAACCAUAUUGGAUCUGACGAAGCUUAACGACGGCACCAAGGUCAUCUUCUCCGGCAAGACCUCGUUCGGGUACGAGGAGUGGGACGGCCCUCUCAUCUCUGUCUCUGGCAACAACAUUCACGUUGAAGGCGCUCCCGGCCACGUCAUCGACGGUAACGGCGCCAAGUGGUGGGAUGGCAAGGGCAGCAAUGGCGGCAAGAAGAAGCCCAAGUUCUUCUACGCCCACAGCAUGAAGAACUCGGUCAUCAAGGGCCUCAAUGUGAAGAACACACCCGUGCAGGCAUUCAGCAUCAACGGUGCUACCAACCUCGAAGUGUACGACGUCACCCUCGACAACUCGGCCGGCGACUCGCAGGGCGGCCACAACACCGACGCGUUCGACGUUGGCUCCUCCACCGGCGUCUACAUCUCGGGCGCUGUCGUCAAGAACCAGGACGACUGCCUGGCCAUCAACUCCGGCACCAACAUCACCUUCACCGGUGGCUCGUGCAGCGGCGGCCACGGCCUGUCCAUCGGCUCGGUCGGCGGGCGGAAGGACAACACGGUCAAGACGGUGCGCAUCCUCAACUCGUCCAUCAGCAACUCGCAGAACGGCGUGCGUAUCAAGACGGUCUACGGCGCCAAGGGCUCCGUGUCGGACGUCGAGUACUCGGGCAUCACGCUGUCGGGCAUCACCAAGUACGGCAUCGUCAUCGAGCAGGACUACGAGAACGGCUCGCCCACCGGCAAGCCGACCAGCGGCGUCCCCAUCACCGACCUGACCGUCAAGGGCGUCACUGGCAGCGUCAAGUCGAGCGCCACCGACGUCUACAUCCUCUGUGCCAAGGGCGCCUGCUCCAACUGGAAGUGGUCUGGUGUCAGCGUCACUGGCGGCAAGAAGUCCUCCAAGUGCUCCAACGUCCCCAGCCCUGCCGCUUGCUAGAGGAGCUAUGUGGACUUGAUGUUGUUUUACUGCCGCUGAAG